AUGUUUGGAAAUAACAAACCAACUUUUGGUAGUAGUUCAACCUUUGGAUCCCCAGGGUCAACUUUAUUCGGAAAUCAAGCAAAGCCUGCGGGAUCACUAUUUGGACAAUCCACCAAUACAGGAUCAUCAUUGUUCGGACAAAAGUCCACAACUAAUUUAUUUGGAUCUCCAUCGACUCAGUCGAACACAGGAAGUAUUUUUGGUGGAACCCAGCAAGCCUCCAAUACUGGGUCUUCACUUUUUGGACAAAACAAAACCUCUAUGUUUGGAGGCACAAAUGCAACAUCUAAUACAUUUGGAACGACUAACAACACUUCCUCUGGACUUUUUGGUUCAUCAACUACAAGUAAUACAGGAAGUCUUUUUGGAGGUGGUGGUGGAGGUACAAAUGCUCCAAAUGGAACCACAAUAAAGUUUAAUCCACCUGUGGCUAUGGAUACCAUGAAUAAAGGUGGAAACGUACAGAAUAUUCAGACAAAGCACUAUUGUAUUACUGCUAUGAAAGAUUAUGAAAGCAAAAGUUUAGAGGAAUUACGCGUUGAUGACUAUAUGGCUAAUAGAAAAACUCCCUCCACUUCUGGAGGCUUAUUUGGAGGUAACACUUCGAACACAGGCUCUUCACUGUUUGGUGGAAACACUAAUCAGCAAAAGCCUUCCCUGUUUGGUUCUUCAACCAAUACCACAAGCUCGUUCGGAACGAAUAAUACCCAGAGCAAUUCUUUAUUCGGAGGCAAUACAAACAACAAUAAUAAUAACACGGGUUCUUCUCUCUUCGGUCCUAAGCCGGCUACUACAGGCUUAUUCGGGUCUACAACACAACAAACGCAGUCUUCAUUUGGUGGUGCUUCCAGUUUCGGAACAAACACGAACACAAGUGCUUUUGGUGGUGCUAAUAACAACAAUCAGCAAUCAUCUGUAUUUGGAAACACAUCUUUUGGCCAAAAUACCUCUCAGCCGGCUACUGGGGGUGGGCUUUUUGGUAAUGCAACUACCACUGCAUUUGGCCAGCCUGCUACGAAUACUGGAGGAGGUCUUUUUGGUUCUAAUAACAACAACACAUCAAGUUCGUCUCUAUUCGGAAAUAAACCCGCAGCCGCUGCGACAAACACAGGAUUCAGUUUUGGUAACAACAACGCAACAACGAGUUCAUUUGGAAAUACAGCUAAUACUGGAAGUCUAUUUGGUAAUAAUGCGGCUGCAAAGCCUGGAGGUUUAUUCGGCACCAACACAACUACAAAUACCACUGGAUCACUAUUUGGAAACACUGCUCAGCCCGCCCAAAGCGGUGGUCUGUUUGGAACUGCCCCAGCAGCUCAAACCGGUGGACUUUUUGGAAACAAUGCUGCACAGAACACAUCUGCUGUUGUGCAAAACCCUGCUACCGUUUCUGUUUCCGCUCCUGUUAUAGUUUUGGGAUCAGAUGUGAAUGAGACUCAGGUUAAAAUGGCCAUGAUCAAUGCUCAGUUAGCUGCUAGUCCCUAUGGAAACUCCCCAUUGUUGAAGUUAACUAAUGACGAUUCAGACGAUAAACCUAACCCUAUCAGUGUUUCUCGACAGAUGAGAUUUUUGGCUGCUAAGGCUAAUGGAGUAAACUCUCCUUUGAACACUAGUAAUGCCGCAGGCAACACCUCUAUCAACACCAGCGCUAACACUUCCACGUUGAAAACAUCUUUCCUUUCUGGGCAAGCACCAGUUGCUGGAUCUAAGCUUCGCCGUUCUAAUGUACCAAGCGGUCAAGACUUGAACUACAAAUCCAUUCGUAAACCACCAACUCUUGGUAAUGGUUUGAGAGACAAAGGCAGUGCCAAUGUUUCUUUGAACGAAUCUAGUUUGAACAUCUCUAGAAAUAAAAUUACCGACGUUGAUGCUGCCGUCGACAAAGCUUUGUCUAACAACGAAAACGUACCUGGAAGUCGCAAGAAGUCUAACAUUAAAUAUCUGGAUCUUAAUUCUAUUCGCAAAAGCGCUAUUUCUAACUCACCAAAAGGAAGAACUAACGAUCCUGAUGAGCUUCCUUGUUAUUCAGACAGUGUUGUAGAAGUCGCCAGUCCUUCGUCAAACCCACGAGAUGCAGCUCUCCAGCGGGAAGAAGCACUUCGUCGCGAGCCUCCCAAACUUGUCUUGGAUCAGUCAUCUCUCGAUGAAUCUGCUUUAAAUACUUCGCAGUCAUCUCAGAUGAACAACAGUGCUCUAAUUGAUAAGAACAGUAGUGUCAUUGUGUCUUCCCCAACUUCAGCCCCAGGUGGGGUUACGCUCUCUGGUCCCGACUACUAUUGUGAACCUACCAUUAAAGAAAUGACUAAUAUGGUUGUCAAUGGCAAAGUUAUCAUCCCCAACGGCUUGACUGUGGGAAGAGCAUCUUAUGGAAGUGUGUUCUGGCCAGGAAAGAUUGAACUUUCAAAUAUCGCUCUUGAUGAGGUUAUCGUGUUCCGCCACAAGGAAGUAACUGUGUACCCUGAUGAUUCAAAGAAACCUUCGCUUGGUGACGAGCUCAACAAAGAAGCAGAAGUCACUUUAGAGAGAGUAUGGCAUGUUGACAAGAACACCAAAGAAGAAAUAAGAGAUCCAUUGAUUCUUGCCGAUAUUGGAUGGAGAGAUCGUCUAGAACGGGUUACCGCUAAAAUGGGAGCUAUUUUCAAGGAUUAUAGACCAGCUAGUGGAAGCUGGGUGUUCAAGGUGGAACACUUCAGUAAAUAUGGCCUACCAGAUAACGAAGGUGGAGAUAUGGUUUGCGAUACUCCUCCUGUUCCUCCCAGAGAUUCUGUUUUAACUGAAAGAAAUGUGCAGUCUAAAGUUCAAAGAGCUAGUCUUCAGCUGGAGAAAGGAAAAAAUUUCAAUGAGUCUGUCCUUGAGCAUGAAGAUGAUGAAAACCAAUAUGUGGCAAAGAUUUCGAAAAAACCACAGAAGGUCUUGGGGCUUGGCGGAAACAACACAUUCAACCUUCCUUUUGAUGACGAAACUAUGGAUUACGGUGAAGAACAAGACAUUAUCGAGGAAGAGGCUCCACCUGAGAAAAAGCUGAAAACCGAAGAUGUUGAUAUGAUUUAUGAAGAAACCAAGAGACUCUUAGAAGUCUUGAGCCCUGUUCAUUAUCAUGCUCGUGUCGUUCCUAAAGCAAUUGCUCCCGUUCGAGGCUUUACUGGUGGUGUUUCAGCGAAAAAUUCCAUUAGAACUGAUGGAACUAGUAUUGACCUAGCUUCUGCUCACUCUAACGUCUCACGAGUUGGAUGGGGAACAGGUGGAACGUAUGUAGUGAGUCUCCAACCUCAUUGCAACAGUGUCUAUGUUAAAUCAUUGAACUGGGCCACAGAAGGCUGUCAGAACUAUAUUUCUGAUAUGCUUGAACACAACUCCCGACUCUCACAAUUUAUUAAAAGGAAUCGCUCGAUUUCUGCUAAAGUACGACACUUGGAGUUAGAUGGACAAGAAGUUUCCCCAAGAAUCAAACCCACUGCUGAUCAUGCUGAACUCAUCGACUCGUUCCUCGCUACAUCCAAGCAAAGCGGGUUCUCAGAAGAUACACGUGUAUGGAAGCUGUGUAAAGCCCUCUUUCCACAAAACCGCGGACUGAAAGAUGACAACGAUAAGAUUGAAGAUGUAUCCUUGUGGCUCACCGAAGAGAUAGCUAAAGAGAAAAGGAUGCCACCAAGUGUUGGAAGAGGUUCUUCUGUAUGGAACGCAUUGUGUGAUGGCCAACUUUCCAAAGCUAUUGACUCAGCAUUCAACGAGAAGCUUCACCACUUGGCGACCUAUCUCUCUCUUUUCCAAAUUGAUCCAGCUGCUACACAAAUGUACUUCGAGGAACAAAUUGAUUUCUGGAAGUCAACUAAUUCUUUGGCGUUUGUGGAUGUACCUGUUCUCAAAGUAUAUCUCUUACUUGCUGGAAGAUCAUCCAUAGACAGAAAGGUCAAAGGAAAGACCGAAGUUGUCAACUGCUUAGAAGGGCUAACUUGGAAACAGUCUGUUGGAGUUCAUGUUUGGUGGCUUAGAGGAGUUCGAACCUUUGAAGAAUCCAUGAGUCAUGCUCUGAAAAUCGUGCCCGCACCUAAUAGAGUGGACGAUAUUUUUUUCCAACAAAUUUUCGCUCUUGCCUGUGAUCCAACUUAUCGUGUUGAAGCUGUACUCGAUGCUGCCGAUAUGCUUUGUGACAGCCCCUUGGACUUCCAUCUUAGUUGGCACUUGUGGUCUGUUCUUCGAUCAGUGGGUUACAAUACUAUGCCAUCUGAAGCUGAGCAACGUUUACAUAUCUCAUACUCAGAACAAUUAAUCGCUUGUGGAUUGCACGAUUUAGCUCUUUUCGUACUUAGUCAUAUUAGUAACAACCAAUGUCGAGCAUCAUCCAUGAGAGAUUGUCUAGAAAGAAUCGCGCCUCAUUCGAGUUCGAAUCUCUAUGAUAAAAUAAAUCAUGAAUUCUACGUUCCAAAGCAGUGGAUUGCUGAAGCGAAACUUGUCGCAGCACUGGCUUCCAAAAAUAAUGAGAAAGCUUGCAUUUAUGCCAUUGAAGCCGGAGAUUUGCAAACAGCCCAUAGACUGUUUGUUGAAGAUGUCGCACCAAACUUUGUUGUGUUGGGAGAAACUAGUCGAUUGAUUGAAUUUGUUAAGAAAUUCGCUCCUUAUUCGGACGCCAUACAGUCCUGGGGACAGAACGGUCAAAUCUAUGCUGAUUAUGCCGAGUUCUCCACGAUGUGUAAAGUAGAUUGUGAUGAAACUGUCAUAUCUGAGUUAUUGACAACCUUGCAAUCUAGACUCAGAGCCCCUGUUUUUAAUACUCCGCUACAAAGGUUGGCGGCUCAGAACAUGUCUCUUGAAAUAGUGGAAGUGCUGAAACUUUUUGGAAGAGUGUCGUUCGAGUUUCCCCUGAAUCCAUCGCAAGUUGAUAAGGCAGUAACUCAGAGCGUAGAGUAA
Molecule: messenger RNA, 4905 nt
Organism: Auanema sp. JU1783
Lineage: Eukaryota; Metazoa; Nematoda; Chromadorea; Rhabditida; Rhabditidae
Source: the annotation of a GenBank genome assembly